CCUACCGUACAUGUGUGAGUGAGAACCCGUGGCUGAGGAAGACCCGUUUGUUUAUUUAUUAUUAAUUACCGGUUGCACAUAUCAUCUCAUCUUUUGUCUUCAGCACGCAACGUCCAAAAUAAUUACAUCGCGAGAGUUACUGUUUUAGGCGUUCCUCAAACUUCUCGAAAUCGACAUAAGCGCGAGCUUCUCAAUCGGGCCGGGCACAAGUCAGCGGUACCCAGCUUCGGUCGACGCCAGCAGUUCCGGGGUGGUUGAUUUAUUGUAUCCGUUCAUCCUCGAUCCUGUGACAUGGCAACCUCCCAGUUCAUAAUUCCAAACGAAGUACCUUUUGUGAAUCUAGAAUGCAAGACGGCAUUCGAGUGUCUGUCGAGCAAGGAAAAAAAAUAUGCUCACUACAUUGGGAAAGCGGCAUGGAGUGGAGGCCUUAUCUGUCUUUUCCAAACCAGUCCAGAGUCUCCAUUGAUAUUUCUGCUAUUGCAGAAACUGUUUAAAGGGCAACCAGUAAAUGAGUUGAAGUCAGCUGCUAUAGAGAAAGGGGUCAUGAGAGAUGAAGUAGAGGCUGUCCUGACAUUUGCUGCAGCCUUUUACUCCAAUCUUGGAAACUACAAGUCAUUUGGAGACACCAAGUUUGUUCCCAAUCUUCCUCAGGAUAAGUUUGAAGCUGUUAUUCAUGCCAGCAAGGCCUAUGCUGAGGAUCCUAAAAGUAUGCAGACACAAUGGGAUCGGUGUAAGCAUUCAUUGUACUCUGUAGAAAAAAGAGAACAGCAACUAGGUCUUGGUGAUGAGGGUAUUACUACAUAUUUCUCGGACAACUGCACUCAGUCGGAUGCAGAACUUGCAAAGAAGUUCAUGAUUUCAGAGGAUAUCAGUGCCUACAACACCCGUCUGAUGAAAACUGUUGAUGACACACAAAGAGUUACUUAUGAAGUUAGGCUAGCCUCUGCACUAACCACAUCUGAAGAUGGAGAAUGUGAUAUCAAGUUAGGCUGUUAUGACUUUCAAGGAACAACCUUUAAUGUCACAAGGGGUGAUUAUAGUCCCCUCCUGGCUGGUGUUGCAGACAACCUCAAUAGAGCAAAGGAUUUUGCAGCCAAUGGUAAUGAGAGUGAGAUGAUGGCUAACUAUGUCAAGAGUUUCAGCAAUGGAUCAAUAGAAGCACACAAAGAAGGAUCACGAUAUUGGAUUAAAGACAAAGGACCUAUUGUGGAAACAUACAUUGGUUUUAUUGAGAGUUAUCGGGAUCCCUUCGGCGUAAGAGGAGAGUGGGAAGGCUUUGUUGCUAUGGUAAACAAAGAGAUGAGUGCCAAGUUCACUGACCUGGUAGCGAAUGCUGAGAAUCUUCUUCCUCUCCUUCCGUGGCCCAAUGACUACGAGAAAGAUACAUUCCUACGACCCGACUUCACCUCCCUUGAUGUACUGAGCUUUGCAUCUUCAGGAAUACCAGCAGGCAUCAACAUUCCAAAUUAUGAUGAUAUCCGCCAGGAUGAAGGCUUUAAGAAUGUAUCUCUUGGUAAUGUUCUAUCUGCUUAUGGGAAAGAGCAGAAGGUCACCUUCUUAACAGAUGAAGAUAAGGAAUUGUACAAGAAAUUGAAGGGUCCAUCCUUUGAGGUCCAGGUUGGUCUUCAUGAGUUGCUUGGACAUGGCAGUGGGAAGCUCUUUAUGCAAGAUAGCAAGGGAGAGUUCAAUUUUGAUAGAGAGAGUGUGAAGCAUACAGAAACUGGUGAGAAGAUCUCAUCGUGGUACAUGCCAGGAGAGGUGUGGGAUUCGAAGUUCCCUGUGAUUGCAUCACCCUAUGAAGAAUGUAGAGCGGAGUGUGUUGGAAUUUAUCUCUCUCUUUCCAGAGAGGCACUCAAGAUCUUUGGACAUGAAGGUUCUGCAGCAGAGGAUAUUCUCUAUGUUAACUGGCUUAACAUGGUCAGAGCUGGAAUCCUCGGUCUAGAGUUCUAUACACCAGAAACUAAAACAUGGAGACAGGCUCACAUGCAAGCACGCUUUGUUAUCUUGAGGGUAUUAGUAGAAGCAGGACAAGGCUUAGUAACUAUCACCAGGACAACAGGGGAUGAUGGGAAGCCUGAUGUCAUCAUUCAAAUUGACCGUACUAAGAUAGAGACAGUAGGCAAGGAGGCCAUUGGGAAUUUCCUCAGGAAACUGCAGGUUUACAAGUCGACUGGAGAUUAUACUUCAGGCAAGGCCAUGUUUGAUGGUUACUCAGCUGUUAAUGAUGAUUCUGUAGACCAGUUUCUGUCACUGCGUCAGACGGUCCUUGAUCGCAAGCAACCAAGACGUAUGUUUGUGCAGUGCAAUACUUCCAUUGGAUCAGAUGGUGAAGUUGUCCUCCAUGAGUAUGAAGCAUCAGCAGCAGGCGUGAUUCAGUCUUUCAUUGAGAGGUAUAGUGGAGAUGAGGUUGAGAGGAAUGUCAGAGAACUGUGGCAGAAAGACAGACAACACUUCCCUUCCGUACAAUGAAUGUAACACUGAUGCCUUUACAGAUUCAGGGUCCCGUAGCACAAUGGUUAGCGAUUAAUUGUACGCUUAAUUUCUACGAUUGAUUGUACACUGUAGUCAAUGCAAUCAAUCGUAGAAAAAUGUUCUACGAUAAUUGAUAAGCUUUGUGUUACGGGCCCUAGGUGAUGUGAGGUACAGCAAUGUGUAGGUAAAUACCCUCGGAACAAUUCCAUAAAAUAUGCACAUCCAACCCUCUUUUUUUCAGGGACCUUCCCGAAGUAAUUUAUGAAAAUCAGGGCUGGGCUUGCAAAAGUGUUUAUUAUUUAUUGUCCCUCAAUAUUAGUAGGUAUGUCUCAAAUAGAUUUGUUCCAAUGAACUCUUGUUCUGUGUUUGUUGAAUGAUUGUUUUAUUUGUUUCCUGUCAAAAUGCUUUCUUAUAAAGGUCAUACAUGUAUUUGAUAUCAGGAAUAUUGCAGGAUCGGCAGAAGACCCCAAAAAGGUAUUUGUAUUAGACAAAGGAAAAAAGUAGUUUUAAAGUUCACUGAAGACCUAUACUUAGCUGUCAGAUGGUCAGGCGCGGUUGUAGACUAAAGUUUUUUUUUUGGGGGGGGAUUGGGCC
Molecule: messenger RNA, 3066 nt
Organism: Lytechinus variegatus (green sea urchin)
Lineage: Eukaryota; Metazoa; Echinodermata; Echinoidea; Temnopleuroida; Toxopneustidae
Gene: dpp3
Product: dipeptidyl peptidase 3-like
Exons: 16
Coding region: 292-2469 (725 amino acids)
Biological process (GO): proteolysis
Cellular component (GO): cytoplasm
Molecular function (GO): metalloexopeptidase activity; dipeptidyl-peptidase activity
Source: RefSeq, a predicted model, not a curated record